AGAUGUCCCUUUCAUUGAAAGGGUGUAGAUUUUGUGUAUACGUGUGUGUAAACAGGGCUCACUCACUUACUCUUAUUUUCUAAAAGGGAAAUUUUUCGUCAGUUUUUUCCUCUCUGUAUAAGCUCUUUCCACUGUUCUAAAGAAGUCUUCACGCGUCUUUUUCCCUUGAUGUGUCGACUAGCCAAGCACGCAUAUACUCGGAACUUCAUAGAUAUAUAGUCGAUCUACUUGUGACUAUACUUAACGGUUAUGAGACACAAGGAUAUUUAGAAGUGAGACGUGAAAAAUAUAUCUAUAUGUACAGACGAUAGGCUGAGCGGGAACAUAUAGUAUUUACACAAAAAAGACACCCAGUGUAUACAUACACUACCACAGUCAGGCCGUGAAAUGAUCGACCAAGCUUUUUGCUAUGACUAUAGAGCAAAUAGUCUCUGUCUUCACUCGCCUGUCUGUACACGGGCGGGGAGAGGUAUAAAUUGAAGUAAAAACACGGAUCGGACGUUUGUUUCAACUGUGAUCCACCGCCGGAGAAGCAGUGUGGUUCUGUGUAUUAAGUACAGAGGGCGUAGUCUAAUGAAUGGAAACAAUACCGGUGUUUCGGAUUUUUAUACAUGUGCACCGGUUGACAAAAUGCCAUUGGAUCCUGAUAAAUAAUUUGAACCAAUCACUGGAGUAGGAUCCUGUGAAUUUUUUUUUACAGCACAAGGGUUAUGUGAUAGUGGAGAAGUAUUUAACACGUGUCUUAAACAGGAUAUAUGUGUUUCCAGUAGUGAUUUAAAACAAAAUGAAUACGGCGAAAUAUGUUUUAGUUUGUGAUAUUGGCAUGUUGAUAUUUAAGAGAGUUUGUCCGUUGACUUUUAGUGCUUACUCGUGUCACCCCUGGAACGGUUGAACAAAUAUGAAUGGAUACCAUCAGACCAUGCAUGACGUUAAGAUAGUUUCAUCGCUGUCAGGAAUUACGUAUUGAGUGUUAUGACUUUACGUAACAAGGCGCGUGUCCGUGGAACCGAAUGCAGAGAUAGCAACUUUGUAUUAAACGUAACCUUUUUAGAACGUCUGUUGGAAUUUGUCACUUGACAGCGCGUAUCGAACACGCCGAUAUUUCAUACUGGACAUCUUGCGAUAUCCUUCCAAUGAUUAGAACUGAUGUUGACGUGUAGAAAUAUUUACAUAAAUCAUCUUAUGUUUGGAAACUAUUUAAAUCUGUUUUAACCUCACAAUCAAACCCCGAUGUUAAACAUAUGUUCGCAUAGCACGUGCAUACACGCGUAGAUAGAGAUACAUAAUAUACAUACACGUGUUUUCUUUUAACUUUCCUUGUUUCUCGGAGAUAGAAAAAAAAACCUACCGAAAACACACAUUGGUUGUUUGGAUUUAUUUUCAAACAAAAAUAUUGCUUAAAAAAAUUGGAAGAUUCCAGUUGUCAGACUGUUGACAGGCAUUCAUAUGUAAUGGUGUGCGAUCGUCACUUUGAGUAAUUUUUACAGGGUUUGAAUAGCCCCAAGUUGUAAUUAUCUGGAACGGUGUCAAACGCUACCGUCGACCAGAAGGCUAAUUAACGGUGUAAUUAAGAUGUCAUAUGGAGAUUUAAUUCACAGUCGGAAUUUACCACAUUCUUAAAAUCAAAAUAUUCUUCAACUUAACACAAGAGCAAAAAAUCCAAUAAUUCUACGCCAUUAGUUUCAGAUUUCAAACUUUCUGAAGUGUUAUAAAUACAGAAAACCAAGUACAAUAAUUGCACUUGAUAAAACGAACAAUUAAUCAAUAUUAUUGGUUAUAAUUACCGAAAUAUUAGAUAGACAAUACCCGGAUGUUGAGUGGGACAAUUAUUAUUCUAGAGUUACUAUGUGUACAAAUACAUUCAACGAUGAUUCAACGUCAACAACGAAAGUGUCGAUCGUUCUUCUAUUCUGGGGGAUUUUAGGCGUAAUUGUGAUGAAAACACCUUUAGUCGACGCUCAAAUCUCAGGCAGUAUACAGAAGUGUGAAAACGAAGGCGAGGCUGUGUUCGUACCACAGAUAUCAGACAAUCCGUGUAUCACGUGUUUUUGUCGGGCGGGAGCUGUGGAAUGUAGACGCGAGAAAUGCGAGAGUUUGGAAGGGUGUUACAUGAUCUUGUUUGACUAUCUGUUAAGUGGCCACCGGAAGUGUUGCGAAGUGUGUAAAGGCUGCACGGUUGACGGAGAAUAUUUCUCCAGUAAUUCUCUAUGGACGGACAAGGCGGAUCCCUGCACAACAUACUCCUGCAAGGCCGGUGUAGCCACCAGGACAACCACCAAGUGUUACGCGCCAUGCGCAAACCCAGUUCCGGUUCCGGGUAAAUGCUGUCCGGUUUGCCAAAGUUGUCAAUAUGAUGGGAAAACGUAUAAUGAAGGUGAUGUGUUUCCGCUGUCAACAGACUUGUGUACCAAGUGUUCCUGUAAGAAUGGAACGGUCAGCUGUGAGAAGGAGACCUGUCCGGUUUUGAAUUGUCCGAAGAAUGUAAUUUGGCAGCCUCCAGGUUCCUGUUGUAAGGUUUGCAAAGGUCAAAGGAGGAUAUUCAAUUUACCCGGUGGGAAAUGUUUCUUUCAAUAUAAAAUCUACAAAAGUGGGGAGACAUUUCGACCUGGAAAUUGUACAAGCUGUCUCUGUGUGGACGGAACAUUUAUUUGUGAUCGGGAGACAUGUCCGCCACUUCCUUGCCCCCUAGAAAAAACUGUUCAGAGGGAAAACUCGUGUUGUCGAGUUUGUCCUGACAAACAGACGUGCGACUACAAGAACAGAACAUAUAUGCACGAACAACAAUGGCGGCCAAACGUAUGCACUGCAUGUUCCUGUGAUGACGGCUCAACAAGGUGUCACGUGCAAAAUUGUCGGAAUUCCGUCUGGUGUCCCUCGGGCUACCGGUUGAAGUAUGUUGACGGUGAAUGCUGUCCACGGUGCACUGAAGCCAAAGGAGUGUGCACUGUGUUUGGCGAUCCGCACUAUAGAACAUUUGAUGGACGGAUUUACAAUUUCCAAGGACCGUGCAAAUAUCUACUGGCGGAAGACACUGUGGCUAAAUCGUUCUCAAUACGCGUGCGCAAUGACGCACGCACCUCACCUUGGUUCACUUGGACAAGAAUGGUCACUGUGUUUCUGGGGAAUGUGAAAAUAGGACUUCAUCAAAAGAUGAAUGUGAAAGUAAAUAGAAGACGUGUUAAACUACCUUAUACAAAUCACGCUGAAUUCUCGGUCGUACGAGAUGGUCAGUCGGUCAAAGUGAUGACCGCUAUUGGCCUCAAGGUCAUUUGGGAUGGUGAUAGUUUCGUAGAAGUGACGAUACCUAGUCGAUACAAACAGAAAAUGAGAGGUCUGUGUGGGAAUUAUAAUGGUAUUAGCACAGACGACUUGAUGGGAAAGGAUGACCAUAUGUAUCUCGAUGGGGAAAACUUUGGUAAUACGUGGCGUGUUGGAAGCAAAGCGGCCUGUACAAUAGAGGAAAAUGUUCAAAAAACGGAACCGCCUUGUAAAUCGGACAGUUCUAAGAGAAAACGUGCCAAAAGGGAAUGUAGCCAUCUUUUAGCAAGCGUGUUUUCCAGAUGUAGGCGCAAAGUAGACGUGAGGCAGUAUUACAGGUCAUGUAUAGCUGAUAUGUGUGAGUGCCCGGAUGACAAACAAUGCGCAUGUGAGGCUGUGAAAGCAUACGCACACAGGUGUAUCAACGAAGGAGUAGAAUUAACGUGGAAUGAUCAGCGAUUCUGUCCAGAACACUGCCCCGAGGGUGCUAUAUAUCGGCAGUGCACAAAACGAUGCAUGCGCACGUGCGAAGAACGGGACCAGAAAGCAUUAUGUAAAACAAAGUGUUCCCCUGGGUGUGCUUGUCCAGGAAACAGACUUCUACAUAAUAAUAAAUGUAUAAAACCAAGGCAGUGUCCGAAACGGCGUUGACGCAACAAUUUAGGGUAUUGAUGACGUCACGUUUUGAAGGAUUGAUGACGACACAGGGAAGGCUAUCAAUCCGGUCCGUCCAAUUCAAAUGGCGAUUAGUGCGUAAAUCGACGUACGGAAGUGACGCAGUGUACUGCACGUGCAUAAUCAUAAGUGAUGUCACACUACGACCUAGUUUUGGGGGAAUUCGUCCUGGGAUCCACUUAAGUGAUGAUAACACUUAUGCACGUGUUUUCUGUAUGUUAAAGCCAAAAGCAAAACAUGUUCAACUAUCUCGGCUUGAUAGUUGGAAUGGGAAACAAUUUGAAAGAGAUAUCGUGACAAAUUCUACAGGUUUCGUGCAAGCAUUGUAUUGCAUUUUGGUAUAUUUUAAAGUACUCUUUCAAAGGUGAAGAAGACCAAAAAUGUCUGUCAAUAAUGAUACUUGAUUGCCUCUUGACAAGGCCUUUAGCAUCCAUUUAAUUCUGCCACGAUGCAUUAACACCGCCAGGAUAACAUAUUACAGCAGAAACAUUUGUCAGUUACAAACUGUGAAGCACCACCGUAUGACAAAAUACUCAUCUUAUGUCUCCAAGUGUGUUACUACGUUUUAUGUUGAUAAUUGAUAAUGCUUUAAUUUAUGUCUAACUUGAUAAUUAUUCGAACAUGGGUUUAAAUGACACACAAAUUAUUUGUUUGAAUAUGUUUUUUUAUAAAUUAUGUUUGAUAUUAUUUGAUUUUAUACGUUGAACAUUAAUUAAUUGAACUUAAUAUAAUUAGCAUAUUAUGUUUGAUGAUAACAUUUUCCUACGAAAAUAAUUUAAAUAACGAUAUUAUGUAUAUUCAUAAUGUUUCAAUAAGUAGCUGACUUCUCGCUCUGAUGUUACUCCUAAAUAAAUAUCAAACCCGGUUACUCCACAUGUGCAAUAGUUACUCAUAUCUAUAUUUUAUAAAACCACGGAAAAUAAUAAUUCAUUUAUACAGUUUACAUAUAUACUUUUCUUUAGCAUCUAGGUUAAAGUCAAUCUGGAAUUUACAGACUAGCUAAAAUAAAUAUCUUUAUUUCCUGAAGAUUUAGCAUCAUCAAAAGCCUAUUAAAAUGUUUUCCGUGGGGGAUCUUUUGCACGUGCAUAUCGCAGAUUUUUAACAUUGCACAUCAUGGUUCAGCUUGAAGGAUCUUUAUGUUCUGUGCAGUAAUGCUACUGUGAAAUCACUAUUUUUGUGAGGUUUUUAAUUUCGUUGAUUUUGUGGGUUGAUCUUCAUCCACGAAUUCCCAGGUCAAAGAAAUAAUUCAAAUGUGACCUAAUGCAAUUCUCCGUUAGAGUUGAUACUCGUUAUCCACCAAUUCAUGUAUCCACAAAAAGCUGUUUGGAAACUACAAAAUGUUGGCCCUACGAAAUUACCUGAUUCCACAGUCAUCAAUAGAAUAUUAAUGUUCACGUGUAUAAGAUUUCUGAUGAAUUUUCUCGUGAACUAGCUAAACUAUUUUAUAAAUAAAGAACAUGUUGUUAAAAGAAACGAAAUUCUACUAUAAAUAUUAACAAAAUCCUAAAUAUUUGAAAUCUUGCCGAACCCUUUGAGAGAAGCUAAAACCAGUGAAUGGUUUAUAUACAAUAUUUCCGUUCCCAAAAAAGUAAAGAUAGAGUACACGAGCUAUUCAAACGGCACUUCCAAUUAAAUCCCUACAUCACUCAUCAAGUUAUUUAUUCAACUCGAAAUAAAAUAACAAAUCAUGCUUAAUUUUUGUCAUCAGUUUACCAAAGUCUUUCAUUUCAUUUUUUUUAUUGCAUUCAUUUUGUUUAACAUUAAGUUUUCCACUAGGAUUAUCGAAAAUUGCUAUUAUUAUACGCUAGGUAUCCCUAGAUGGGACAUACGGUCUCUAACAUAGUGAAAAUUGUUGAUAAUCCAAAACAAAGGGGAGACGAUUGUGUUUAAUUGAUUACUUACUUUGAUUUCUGAACGAAUCAAACGUAAAUAGUCUACGUCAUGUGGUCCAAAAUGUAAGAGAGUGUAUGAAGGAAAGAUAGCCAUAGUUUUGUUACUGUACUUAAUGGUCGAAUUCAUUAACUUAUUACUGCUACUGUAAAUAGAUUUAUUUAUUAACAUAAAUGUUUUGUUGUAACAAGGCCAGUGUAGAGGGAUGUUGUAAACGUGGGACAAUUCUAUGGGAGAAGGAUCAAAAGCAGAUGAGUCGUUGUUUGUAUGAAUAAGAUAGAGUGGUUCUUGUAUACAAGUGCUAUGUUACCAAUGAACGGAUUUAUUUAGUGAGCACAGAAAGUAUGCAUGAUUUCAUUAUUGUACGAAAUACGAUAUCCCAAUCUAAAUAGUGCAAUUUAAAUUUAGUGACUCCUGCAUGUAUUGAAUUUUUGGGAUAAAUUAAGUAAUAAUUUCUAUUUGUUAUCUAACAGGUUAUAAAUUAAACCAUUCGUUUGUCGUGAAGCAAUAUCAUCCCUAUUUUUACAAUAUGAAAUUUUCGGUGAAGUGGUGGUCAUACUGAUACUCUGAUUGUUGAUAGAAAUAAUUAAUGUAAAGUUCAAGUUGAACAAAAGCAAGUCUAUUUUGUCUCAGGUUAAAUGUCAUAUCAGGUGUUCCAAGGGGAAUAACUCUGAUCUUAAUGUAUUUAAUAUUAGACAACUCGGAGUAAUUCUGCAAUACUAGAACUUCAUAUUCAAUCCAAAUCCGUGUAAAGGAGAAAGCAUGCAUGGCUUCAAUUGGCAAGUCGGUCCUUAUGUAAUUGUUGCUGAGAAAAUGCAGAGAAUGGAAAGGAACAAACUAGAAUAUUUCGACAGAAGGUUUUUAUUUGCAGGUUAAAACAUAUUUGAAAGUUUCGUUUGAAAAUCGACUUAUUAACAAUUAAAAUGCGAAAGAAUUAUGUUAACAUUACAUGUGCAAAUUUACCCAUCCUCAAAAUGUCAUGGUGUUACGCACAUUUACGUUCUCUGCAACCCUGGAAUGUGUGAAGCUAUUUGAUUUGUUUAAAGUAAACAAGAAGAACCAAUUGUUUAGCAGGAGCGACCCCCAAUUUUUUCCAUUUUCAAAGUCGGUCAUCGUUAUUUCUCUACCGCGUGAUUCGGUGUACAUCACAUUAUCAAACCAAUCUACUUGUGUAACAAUCCACAGAGUGUCGGAUACAAUGCCUUUGACUUUGUCAUGACAUGUUCUAGGAGGCAGAGAACAUAAGUGAGCGUAACUGCUGGACUUUUGAGGAUGAAAUGUACCUCCCAGCUUUGAUAAAUAUAAUGGGAAUAUUCGGUUUAUGAGUUAAUGCUGUGUUGUAGGCACCGUUAUUACUGGGGUAACACAUUAUGGGUGUUAUUUUCACACAAAAUGAUAAGCUGAAUUCAGUCUUUCUCUUGAUGGAAAUGUAUAUGAAAUAUGAGGCAGAAUGGUGAUUGGUUAUUGUAUAUGUAUGGUAUGGGUGAGGAUUUUUAUAUGACUUAUUUGAAACGUUUUUUGUUUAAUUAUCAACUGUCUCUUGCUAGGUAAUAUAUUUCAACAGCGAACAAAUAUGUUAAAAUACAUUGUUUGCAAUCCAAAAAAUUGGAAAUCUACAAUAUUAAAACAU
Molecule: messenger RNA, 7453 nt
Organism: Mizuhopecten yessoensis (Yesso scallop)
Lineage: Eukaryota; Metazoa; Mollusca; Bivalvia; Pectinida; Pectinidae
Product: BMP-binding endothelial regulator protein-like
Exons: 13
Coding region: 1846-3909 (687 amino acids)
Molecular function (GO): protein binding
Source: RefSeq, a predicted model, not a curated record